Messenger RNA from Penicillium cataractarum, 1029 nucleotides. RefSeq lists its product as uncharacterized. The record is from RefSeq and is a predicted model, not a curated record. The transcript is spliced from 2 exons. Bases 1 to 1029 code for a protein of 342 amino acids. Lineage: Eukaryota; Fungi; Ascomycota; Eurotiomycetes; Eurotiales; Aspergillaceae.
AUGAUUCGGUCACAGCUAAGGCAGUUUGCCCGGCAGGGAGACCGUGCCUGGGCAGGCAUCAGUAUGCCUAUCCGUCACUUCUCUGCCUCUUCUGUGGCUGCUGCGGAGGGUCAAAACCCGCCAUCAGCGCAAGGCCAACCCAAACAGAGACCGGCAACCACAGGCCCCCCUCGCAAGCCUCGACCUUCCAACAGACCCCCCGGAGCCGGACCCGGAGCCCAGACCAAGCCCCGUCCAGCUCGGGCAAUUGAUGCCCGGUCAUUUGCAGCCCCUCGUGCUGGUGGUGAACCCCCCAAGAUCAUCCGCAAGCCCAGGCUGCGUACGAUGCCACCCGGCAAGCAGGUACCGGGUCGUAAGGGCAAGCUCGCCACGAAGGCUGGCCAGAAACCCAAGCGGCAAAACAAAAUGCGCCGUUCAGAUCAGGUCAUUGAUGACGACGAGACCACCGCUGCUGCUAUCAAGCAACUCGAGCUGGACCAAGAGUCCAAGGGCCGUCCGGUGCCUAUUCGCUACGAACCCCAGGCGAUCGAUUUCUCUACACUGAAGGAUACUUGGCCCUCCUUGCCGACGGACUCGAAUGCUCGGUCUGCUGCCGUCAUCGAGAAGCUUUCUACCCUGAGCGGCCGCUUCCCCAGUGGCUACGUCCCUCCCCAUGAGCUGGGUAGACGUCUCUGGAAGGGCCAGAGCGUUCUGUUCGAGAGCGAGGCUGAGAAGGCCCAGGCUCUUGAGGAACUCAAGCGCUUGUCCCAAGAACGAGCAGACAAGAUCUCCCAGAAGAAGGGCGAGAUUGUCGAGCCCCGUGAUAUCAAAUUCAACGCCAUCAGCGCGGAACACACACAAAAACUGAUGGAGACCUUUGUGCAAGGAAAAUAUCCCGCCCUGGAAGUUGGCAAGGACCAGCCGGCUAUCAUGGGCGAUGUGCUGAGGAAUAUCCGCAAUAACGCAACCUAUCAAACAGCUGGCAAGCGGCCCCAGUUCCUCGCCAAGGUCGAGUCUCUGUUGGCCUCGAGUCGCGUCAAGCGCUCCUAG